AUGAGUGCUGCUCUGGAUAAAGGCUACAAGCUGGAAUCAACUGCUACUGAGUGCCAGUUUAUAAAAAACAAUAGUGUCUAUGCUAUAGCGAAGAGACAUGGUAAAAUGUACACAAUGUUAUUCAAAAAGCUCGAUGCUUGUGCCAUGGUUGGAAAAGUGAUGUCAAAUUUAAGGGAAUGGCAUACUAAACUAGCUCACCAAGACAUUAACCAAUCUGAAGAAUACAAAGAAAGAGACAGAGGACAAGAAAAAGAAAAUUACAUAGAUUUUGACACUCAAGAAGACACAGAACAAGUAUUAGAACUAGAACAAAGCCAGUAUGAAGAUAUUGAGGACCCUGAAACAAUAGAAAGUGAAAAAGAAGAGAACUCAAUUCAUUCCUUUCAUGAGGAGUCAGCAAUAUUAGAGGAAGAGAUAGAAAAAGAACAGGAAACUUCACAACAGACAGAAGAGGUAACCGAAAGACCUAGAAGGGCGAGGAAAAAGCCAAGCUGGUUUAAAGACUUUGAACAAGGAGAUGAAAAUAUGUUCCUGAGUUACAGCUGUGAUGAACCUAUUUCCUACCAACAAGCUAUGAAGAGACCCGAUAAAAGAAAAUGGGAAAAAGCCAUAAAUAAAGAAUUGCAAACACUGGAGGAAAAUAAUACAUGGGAGGAGGUGGCAGAAGUUCCUGACGGAGAAAACAUAGGAUAUGAUAUUGUCAUAACUUUG
Molecule: messenger RNA, 711 nt
Organism: Brenthis ino (lesser marbled fritillary)
Lineage: Eukaryota; Metazoa; Arthropoda; Insecta; Lepidoptera; Nymphalidae
Source: the annotation of a GenBank genome assembly